AUGCUCGUCCUGCUUUCGAUCAUCCUUAUUCGCUUGGCCACACCGGUCGCGAGUCAGAUGUACGACUACGGCUUCGAAGUCGAUCAUCACCUGUUCCAGAGCCACAUACAGCUACGGGAUACUGCCACUCCCUAUGUUGUAGGCAAUAUCCUUCAUGCCACUAACACUACUGCAGUGAGGCAGGAGAUCCGAAAGCUGGAGCAGGACCCGGAUUUGUGGACAUUGUAUAUGUUGGGACUUAACAUGAUGCAGUACGUGGACCAGAAUCAGCUGCUCUCGUACUACCAAGUCGCAGGCUCCAAUGAUACAUUGGUUGCUCUGGCCCUGAACAGAAACUUCGAGUCCAUCCAGCAGAGGCUCUAUAACCUAUUUUCAAAUUACGAUUCCUAUGGUAACUUUAGUAACAAAGCGUGGAUUCCGCCAUCUGAUAGCGGGAAAUACGACUCUCUGGAAUCUUUGCACGACACCAUACACAGCCUCGCCGGUCUUCAGGGGCACAUGUCCUGGAUUCCGUUCUCAUCUUUUGACCCUAUCUUUUUCCUGCAUCACUCCAUGGUCGAUCGAGCUUUCGCUCUGUGGCAGAUACUGUACCCGGACUCAUGGAUCAAGCCCACAGCCGCAACCUCCAAUAGCUUCACGACAUCCACAGGACAGAUCCAAGACUCGAAGACGGCGCUAACGCCUUUUUACUCCAGUACAAACGGCACGUUUUGGACUUCAGAUACCGUCAGAGACUUUGGCGUAUUCGGAUAUACAUACGACGACAUGGUGGAUUUUCCCAGGUCGAGCCUGACGGUGGCUAAUGCCACGACUCAAUCACAGGUGAAGGCACUCAUCAACCAGCUGUACGGAAAAUCCAGCCCGGCAAUGCUUGGAGUAGUCGGAGAGGAGGAUGAGGGGGUGACAGAAAGAACGAUGGCGCAGACGACGAGACGGUGGACAGGCCCAAGGCAAAAAGAACGGAUGGAACAUGAGGUGAAAAACUGCACUAACGUACAGACAAAGCCAAUAUUGCCGCACAGUUAUGAUUCGCCACAGUCGAUGCCCCAGUCACUUAUCGCAGAUGGCCAUUACCGGGAAUGGCUGGUCAACAUUCGUACGAGGAAGGAAGCCACUGGAGGAGCAUUUCUUGUGCACAUAUUUCUGGGCAACGUAUCAACGGAUACGAGAUCGUGGGCGUAUGCCCCCAACCUUGUGGGGACAAUGGGCGUGUUUGCGUCUCCUGCAAGUGCUAUGACGGGCAUGGACAUGAAAGACAGCCACGCUUUUGGAACGGUGCCGUUGACCUUGCCCUUGGCACAGCGGGUUGGGAGUGGAGAAUUGGCAAGCUUGGAGCCGGAAGUGGUACAGCCAUACCUUGGACGCAACUUGAAGUAUGCUGUUGCAACUACAGGUGGUGAAGCCGUUGUGCCCAAAGAUGCAAGUGAACUCAGCAUCACGGUGGUGAGCUCUGUGGUACAAGUCCCGUCAAAGGCCAACGAGCUACCUCGAUGGGGUGAUAUUGCGGUCCAUUUUACAUUGAGUUGA
Messenger RNA from Grosmannia clavigera kw1407, 1527 nucleotides. RefSeq names its product tyrosinase precursor. The coding region runs from base 1 to 1527 and encodes 508 amino acids. The record is from RefSeq and is a predicted model, not a curated record. The transcript has 2 exons. Gene Ontology annotation, molecular function: oxidoreductase activity. Lineage: Eukaryota; Fungi; Ascomycota; Sordariomycetes; Ophiostomatales; Ophiostomataceae.